AUGACCAAGAAGUUGAACCGAGUUCCGACUACCACUAAUGUGGUACAGUUCAAUCCAGCUACCCAAUUGCCUAUCAACCUGCACGGUAACCUCAACUUUGUAACCUGGAAGGAGCAACUAGUGAUGCUACUCAAUGGACACAAGCUCCUUGGGCAUAUCACUGGUGCCAAAUCUGCUCCGCCAACCACUAUCACACAAACUGAUAGGACCAUCUCAUAUCCUGAAUAUGAGAUGCGGUUUUGCCAAGACCAACUAAUUCAAAAGGCAAUGAUGGCAUCAAUUAACCUCACCAUUGCUCCCACUGUUGCAACUGCCUCCUUGGCAAAAUUAGCAUGGGAUCUCCUUCAUACAGCUUAUGCCAAUAGGAGUCACACUCGGAUCAUUAGCUUGCGAGAUCAGUUGCAAAACUUGAAAAAGGCCUCCAAAACUGUUGCUAUUUACCUAAAGGAGAUCAGAUCAAUUGUGGAUGCUCUCAAAGUAGCAGGCUUUCUAGUGGCUGAUGAUGAACUAGCAAUCAAGAUCUUGAGUGGCCUAGGUCAUGAGUACCGUGAAAUCACUUCCGCUAUAAGAGCACGAGACACAACCCUAAGCUUUGAGGAGCUAUUCUAG
This is a messenger RNA of Solanum tuberosum (potato), 609 nucleotides long. RefSeq lists its product as uncharacterized. The transcript is spliced from 2 exons. The record is from RefSeq and is a predicted model, not a curated record. The coding region runs from base 1 to 609 and encodes 202 amino acids. NCBI's taxonomy places the organism in Eukaryota, Viridiplantae, Streptophyta, Magnoliopsida, Solanales, Solanaceae.